AUGUCCAAAAUCUCAACGACCGACUUGAACAGCAAAAGCAGCGCUGGCACGACCGAUGUCGAGAAGCAACUCACCCAUGAGUCUCCGACCGUGCCAAUCGCAGCUCCAAAGACCCUGGGUGCUGGAACGGCGCUUCCAAUCGGGGUCUUCGCGACGACUUUGACCACGCUGUCACUCAGUCUCAUGGAAUGGCGAGGAGUGACCACAAACAAUGUCUUCGUUGCCAACUUCUUCUUUGCGGCGGCAUUCGGCAAGUUAUCGGAACUGACUGCACAGUGGGAGCUGUCCGUCGGUAACGGUUUCGCUUAUACGGUCUUCAGCGCUUUUGGUCUGUUCUACGCAGGCUUUGGUGCGAUCUUGACCCCUGCCUUCGGGGUUGAGGCAGCGUAUGGAGGCGAUGUGAAGCAAUACAACAACGCUCUCGGGUUCUUCAUGAUUAUGUGGACGGUCUUUGCGCUGGUAUUCCUCGUGGCCUCGUUGCCGACAAACCUGGUCUACAUCAUCAUCUUCUUCUGUGUCGAGCUAGGAUUUCUUCUAGUCUCGGCGUCUUAUUUUGCCACGGCAGAUGGAUACCCGACCUCGUCCGUCGCGCUCAAGAAAGGCGGUGGUGCGUUCUGUUUCUUGGCUGGAUUGACCGGAUGGUAUCUGACGUUCGCGUUGCUGCUCAAAGAUUCUAUCGUUGAGCUGCCACUCGGCGACACUUCCCGGUUCUUCGCGAAGAGAAAGGCGGAAUAA
This is a messenger RNA of Alternaria novae-zelandiae, 735 nucleotides long. RefSeq lists its product as uncharacterized. Gene Ontology annotation, molecular function: acetate transmembrane transporter activity. The transcript is spliced from 4 exons. The record is from RefSeq and is a predicted model, not a curated record. Gene Ontology annotation, cellular component: plasma membrane. Bases 1 to 735 code for a protein of 244 amino acids. NCBI's taxonomy places the organism in Eukaryota, Fungi, Ascomycota, Dothideomycetes, Pleosporales, Pleosporaceae.